AUGAAGAUCUCCUUCCUGCUAAGCACCAUCGCCUUCUUCGUCAGCCAAGCGGCAGCAUGGCAUGGUUCCAUGGCUGCCUCGGGCUACUUUGACCCGGGCAAUGGAAUCCGCCAACUCAUCUACCUCACCGACUAUACCACCGGAUCGACGUGGCAAGCCACCUUUUACGGCGGGUUCAACGGCUGUACCCCAGAUAAGGGCCAUUGCGCGGUUUUUUUCGUCGAAACCAGUCCCGGAGGCUACGGCUUCGAGGCUUAUCUCUGGCGGACGAAUGACGGAUGCCAUAAUAUUGAUUUUGCUGGUGCCCUUGAUGCACAUCAUGGGUACUGCUGUGGGUCGCUUCCCUGCGAGCUUUGGGCGUAG
Messenger RNA from Aspergillus calidoustus, 363 nucleotides. The record is from the annotation of a GenBank genome assembly. NCBI's taxonomy places the organism in Eukaryota, Fungi, Ascomycota, Eurotiomycetes, Eurotiales, Aspergillaceae.